CUCGGGCCUGGGCCGCCUCGCGCCCGGCGGAGCGCGCGCGGCCGGCGGGGCCGGCGCGGCGGUGGCCCGGGGCGCGCCCUCCAGGAUGCCGACCCGCCCCGUCCGCUGAAGGCCGGCGCUCGCGCGGGCCCCGACGCCUCCCGGAGCCCCGGGGUCCCCGCGCCGGCUCCCGCGCCCCCUCGCCGUUCGGGCCUCCCCGGCCUCCGCGGGCGCCGCCGCGCAGCAUGCAGGCGCGCUACUCCGCGCCCGACCCCAACGCCCUGGGCGUGGUGCCCUACUUGAGCGAGCAGAGCUACUACCGGGCGGCGGGCGGCUACGGCGGCAUGGCCGGGCCCGUGGGCGUCUACGCGGGGCACCCCCCGGAGCCGUACGGCGCGGGCCCCGGGCGCGCGUACGCGCCCUACCCGCACCCGCCCGCGGCGCCCAAGGACCUGGUGAAGCCGCCCUACAGCUACAUCGCGCUCAUCACCAUGGCGAUCCAGCACGCGCCCGAGAAGAAGAUCACGCUGAACGGCAUCUACCAGUUCAUCAUGGACCGCUUCCCCUUCUACCGCGAGAACAAGCAGGGCUGGCAGAACAGCAUCCGCCACAACCUCUCGCUCAACGAGUGCUUCGUCAAGGUGCCGCGCGACGACAAGAAGCCGGGCAAGGGCAGCUACUGGACGCUCGACCCCGACUCCUACAACAUGUUCGAGAACGGCAGCUUCCUGCGCCGCCGCCGGCGCUUCAAGAAGAAGGACGCGCCGCGGGGCCGCGAGGAGCCGGCCGCGCGCCCCGCGCCCGACGCGGCGCCCCGGGAGCCCGAGCCCCCGGCCGUCACGGUGAAGAGCGAGGCGGCGUCGCCCGCGCUGCCGCCCGCGCUGCCGCCCGUCACCCCCAAGGCGGAGGCGCCCAGCCCCGAGCGCGCGCGCCGCGCCAGCCCGGGCAGCGCCGCCUCGGCCAGCCCGGCCGCCGCCGCCGCCGCCGCCGCCGCCUCCCCCGACGGCCCGCCGCCCGAGCCCCAGGCCGCCGCGCCGCCCAACGGGCUGCCGGGCUUCAGCGUGGAGAGCAUCAUGACGCUGCGCGCCUCGCCGCCGGGCGCCGAGCUGAGCCCCGCCGGGGCCGGCCGCGCGCCCGGGCCGCCGCUGGCGCUGCCCUACGCCGCCGCCGCCGCCGCGCCGCCCGCCGCCUUCGGGCCUCCGUGCGCGCAGGGCCCCGACGCGCCCGGCGCCGGCGGCUACCAGUGCAGCGUGCGCGCCCUGAGCCUGUACUCGGCGCCCGUGUGCGCGCCCCCCGCGCUGGACGAGGCCCUGUCGGAGCACGCGGGCGGCCCCGCGUCCCCGCCCGCCGCCCUGCACCUCGCCGCCGCCGCCGGCCAGGAGGCCGCGCUCGCCGCCGCGGGCCACCACCGCCACCCGCCCCACGGCCACCGCCACCCGCCCGCGCCGCCGGCCCCGCCGCCCCCGCCGCCCCAGGCCGGGGCCGCCGCCGCCAGCCCGGCCGCCGCCUGGUACCUGAACCACGGCGGCGGGGACCUGAGCCACCUCCCCGGCCACACGUUCGCGGCCCCGCAGCAGACUUUCCCCGGCGUCCGGGAGAUGUUCAGCUCCCACCACCGGCUGGGCAUGGAGAGCUCGGGCCUCGGGGAGUCGCCGGGGGGCGGCGCCAGCUGCCAGCUGCCCUACCGGGCCACGCCGCCCCUCUACCGCCACGCGGCCUCCUACUCCUACGACUGCACCAAGUACUGA
Perognathus longimembris pacificus (Pacific pocket mouse) is the source of this 1727-nucleotide messenger RNA. RefSeq names its product forkhead box C2 (gene Foxc2). NCBI's taxonomy places the organism in Eukaryota, Metazoa, Chordata, Mammalia, Rodentia, Heteromyidae. Gene Ontology annotation, biological process: regulation of transcription by RNA polymerase II; cell differentiation; anatomical structure morphogenesis. The record is from RefSeq and is a predicted model, not a curated record. Gene Ontology annotation, molecular function: RNA polymerase II cis-regulatory region sequence-specific DNA binding; DNA-binding transcription factor activity, RNA polymerase II-specific.